UCCCAUGAGGACGGUUCCUAUCAGACUCUGGAUGAGGGUUUGUUUCAUGUUCUGCACGGCGGUCCCUGUCUCUGUCCUCCAUCAAUAACCUGCUGCUCUCACCUGCUGGGAUGACACCGGAGGAAGACACACAGCUGAGGCUUUUGCAGCUGCAGAGUCUGUCUACAGAGAUGGAAACCCUUGGAAAUGAGCUGGCCUCUCAGGGACCAAAAGUGGCCCGUGCCCUUGGUUCAGAGUGUGUUCAGCAGUGUGUAGAUGAUGUGUGCAGAGUCCUUCCCGUGGUUCAGGCUGCACUGAGCUGCAGCGAGAAGCAGCUCAGAAAGCUGCAGGAGGAAACUGCAAAGCAACAGAUACAACUAAAUGAGUUGCAUGCAGCCUUCACCUCUAACCAGACAACUGUACACCAAAACAUUAAUGCAUUUAAUGGAACCUUGGACCCUAACAAUCAACUACAGACUGUGACUCAGAUGCAGGAGUCUCUGCAGCAGCAGGUGGAGCAGGUGAGCUCCCUGCUUGAGGUGACUGACCGACACAACCUGGCUGCACCUCAAAUCCAGCAGGCCAAGCGGCUGCAGGGUGAGCUGGACAGAUCUCUGGGUGGUGUUCGCUCCUGCUGUGAUGAGCUGAAGAGCAGCGUGGAGCUGCAGCAGCAGUAUGAGCGCCUGGUCCACAGCCUGGAGGAGCUCAUCGCUUUGGGCUCUGGACGCCUCUCACAGCAGCCUGACACAGAGCUGCACGACAGAGCUCAGCUCCAGCAGCAGCUCAGCAGUCAUACAAAAUUCUUCCAGUUCCUGGGCCAUCAUUUUAGGACCCUGCAGUACCUGACCCAGAGAAUACCUGAGAGCGGCCUCCAGAGUGGGAGGCUGUAGUGAUGGGCCUGCAGGAUGAGGUGACUCGACUUCAGCAGAACGGACUGGAAGAGGGACCAGGAUGCAGGAAACAUUACAGAUGUGGUCUCAGUGGGAGGAGGACAGCGCCUGGUCAGACUCCCUGCUAAGAGGGAUUGAGACUUCUCUUCCCAAAUUGCUCGCUGGGGCU
Messenger RNA from Labrus bergylta (ballan wrasse), 1038 nucleotides. NCBI's taxonomy places the organism in Eukaryota, Metazoa, Chordata, Actinopteri, Labriformes, Labridae. The record is from RefSeq and is a predicted model, not a curated record.